This is a messenger RNA of Asterias rubens (European starfish), 1035 nucleotides long. Its product is annotated as adenosine receptor A2b-like. Gene Ontology annotation, biological process: G protein-coupled receptor signaling pathway. The transcript has a single exon. Lineage: Eukaryota; Metazoa; Echinodermata; Asteroidea; Forcipulatida; Asteriidae. Gene Ontology annotation, molecular function: G protein-coupled receptor activity. Gene Ontology annotation, cellular component: membrane. Bases 1 to 1035 code for a protein of 344 amino acids. The record is from RefSeq and is a predicted model, not a curated record.
AUGGAACUCAAUUAUUCAACUUUCGAUGAAACAAGUUCUACCAUUGUUCCAGGUCUACCAAACACAACCAACAAUGCAGUCAACACUUUCUUCAUCGUGCUCAAUUUCAUCGUGGGUAUCAUCGGCUUGGCGGGAAACAUGAUCGUCUGCACGACCGUGCUCAGGUCGAAAUUCCUCCACGACAUCACCCACUAUCUCAUCGCAAGCCUGGCCAUGUCAGAUUUCCUCUGCUGUCUGUUCUUCACCAUUACCACCAUGUUCGUGGCGGAAGGCCACCCCUUCCCGGUCAACAUCAGCAGCGGCUUCGUGGGUGAGUUUUACUGCCGGCUGUUUUGGAAUCUCCACCUCUUCUGGUCGGCGUUUUUCGCUUCGGCGUUCAACCUAGUCGUGGUGACGUUCGAACGAUACUUGGCCAUCGUGCACCCGUUUGUCUACGCCAGGGCCUUCACGGUUCGCCGGGGGCUGAUGCUCGCUGCGUCAGCAUGGACGCUCGCCUUCAUUCUCGAACUGGAGUUUCCGAUACGGUCUCACUACAAUGCUGAGAUUAACGACUGCGAUUUUCGGGGCCUGGGAGCUCCUUGGUUCGCGAAGAUGAUGUUCAUCAAAUCUUUCACUGUCAGCUUCGUCUUACCACUGAUCUUCCUGCUGUGGGCUUACUACAAAAUCAUCAAAACGUUACGGGCUGGAGCAACGCACCAGGACCGCCAGGGGACAGGGCAGCAGGCAGCAGAGCUGCAUAGGGCAAGCCGUAAAGUAGUCCAAAGCCUCCUUAUCAUCACCACUCUCUUCAUCAUCCUGCUGCUCCCGUCUGAGAUGGGGAAUGUCUUACUUCUCUUUGAUGUCUCUAUUGACUUCACAGGCUCUCAGAUCGGUAACAUCUUCAGGACAACCACGGUUCUGAACUCGGUGGUGAACCCCAUGAUUUACGCCGUCAAGUAUAGGAAAUUCCGGAGGGCUAUGAAAGCUACGAUGUGUCCGUGUGUUAAGAACAUUGUUGGGGUGGAGGACACAACCAGCACGGCCGAUACGGGCUGA